Messenger RNA from [Torrubiella] hemipterigena, 2159 nucleotides. The record is from the annotation of a GenBank genome assembly. NCBI's taxonomy places the organism in Eukaryota, Fungi, Ascomycota, Sordariomycetes, Hypocreales, Clavicipitaceae.
CAACCAAUCACCUCCAGCAAACAGCCUGUAUCGUGAUUAGCCUUUUCCCGUGCCUUUGGGUCUCUUUGUAAAUCGUUCGAUGGGACCCGACCCCCGGCGAUAUCGCUCCGUGAAGCCGUUAUCCGCAACCACAUCGCGUUACAUCGGAUUUGCUGCCGUUGCUGCUACUGCUGCUGCCGUUGUCCCCCAGUCGUAUUCCCGCGACUGUUGCUCGUGAAGCUAUUUCCCUCCCACUGUGCGCAUUCAUACUGGUCUACUGCUAGCUUUGGUGUUGUUGAGGAGACCCGCCCGCGCAUCUUCAAGCCACAAUUUAGCAGAUUUCCGCCCGUGCAAAUGCUCCUUUUUCCGGAACCGGAACCAACAUCUCGCCAACCAAGCCCGUCUUGUUUGUGGUUUUCCCCUGACAAAACCCAACACUUACUACACACCACCUUUUCGGUUUCUUUUUCUCUUUUGUAUCAUUGGUCGGAACCGCAUUGACCAUUCUUACUACGGGAUUUGAUUUCUACUUGAUUUCUACACACCCCCUCCCUCUCAACACACAGACAACCAGCCUCUCUCUCCACGAUACUACGCUCCCUCUCUUUCACAGAAAAAAUACUUGUGACGGACAGUCUCACGAGCGUAGCAGAGGCCCGCAAGCCACCGGGUAACAAUGUGAGACCAAGCCCGUCGUCUCUCGUUUACAAGAAAGACAAGACAUCAUCACGUGGCGCGUCGCCGUUUAAGUUUUGCCCCAAAAGGUUAAAAUACAUCGCGGAGCUGCGCCUUUCUACACUACAUUCUGAGAAACACGCGUAUCGUUUUUCUUCCUUCUAUCCACUCCUUCUUCCAUCGCCACACAAUUAGUCUUGUAUUGGACUAUAUACAGUUAGGUCUGCUGAUGCCAACACCGCCGCCAUGGCGGACAAUCGAGGCCCCGAGCUGUUGAUUGUCAACAUUGUCUUCUUUGUCGUCACAGCAUGCAUCGUCAUCAUGCGAUGCUACACGCGCAUCUGCAUCACCAAGGCGUUUGGCGCCGACGACUGGCUGAUGGUGAUUGCGACGGCCUUCUUCUUGGGCUACAUUAUAUGCUCGAAUCUCGGCGUCAGGUUCGGCACCGGCCAGCACAAGGUCGACCUGGCGCCGGAAAACUACGAAACCGCCAAGAUGCUCUGGUGGUUCUGCUACCUCUUCUUCGGCAUCACCAUGUGCGCCGCCAAACUCUCCUUUGGCUGGCUUCUACUGCGCAUCGUCUGCAAGCCCGCCCACGCAUACAUCAUCUACUCGACCUCGGCGAUUGUCAUGAUCGCCGCCAUCAUCUUCUUCUUUGUGACUGUUCUGCAGUGUAACCCGGUUACCAAGUUCUGGAAAGAGGAUGAACCGGGCUACUGUAUCCCGCCGCGCAUCUUUACCGACCUCGCGUAUCUAUAUAGUGCUGUCAGUGUCGUCACUGAUCUCUCGUAUGCGCUGCUGCCGGCCUUUGUCAUCUGGCACGUCCAGCUGCGCACGCGCAUCCGCUUUAUCCUUAUUAUCCUGAUGGGCCUAGGCUGUCUAGCCAGCUGCGCCGUCAUCGUCCGCAUACUAUACUUUAGGCACUUCUCCGACCCCGACUUUCUCUAUGCUACAACAGACAUUGCCAUCUGGUCCACCAUCGAAAUGGGCCUCGGCAUCAGCGCCGCAAGCUUCUCGACGCUGCGCCCGCUUGCCCGCUCUCUCGGCUGGAGCAUCGGCUUCUCCUCGUCCGGAUCCGUCCCGUCCGGCGGCAACAACCAUAAUAACAAUAAUAACACCCCUCUCACAGUUGGCCAGAUCGACUCGCGGCGGCCGUCGCGGAUAUCGCGGUCCCAGCACCGCAGCAACAACAGAGACAGAGACAUUUAUACACAGCGCUCCCAGGAGUCGCAGGAUCGACUGCACGGCAGCGCCCGCAGAGGGAGCAUCCGCACCCUGGCGUCCCAGCAAACAACCGCAUAUACAACGUCUGAUCCGAGAUCACGGACAGCGAGCCACGAUAAAGGCGAGGCCGAAUGGGUGGCUCUGUCUGAUCUGGAGCGGCAGGCCGUCGACGACGAUAAUGCGCCGCAUGGCAAAAUAACACCUAACGAAUAUGUACUGUAGUAGUAAUAGUGAAAACAAGCGAACACCAGAGAUACCAAUUGCAUUUUGUUUUAUCUUCA